CUUAAACAGACUAUUGGUGUCUGCACUCUGCGCUAGUUGCAGUACGUUUGUACCGCGUGGUCCGCCUAGUCGUAUCCGUCACUUAUAUUACACGAAAUAAUAUAAUGCCCAUUGUAUUAUAUUAAUACAGAAAUACACAGUUAUAAUAUUAUUAUCAUUACACGUCGUCAUCAAGUCGCGGUAAGAAAUCAAACGGAACCGGAAUUUAGAAAACGACUGCACCGCAUUGUAACAACACUAUUGUUGUCGUUUAAUCUCCCGAGUCCGAUCAUCGUAGUCAUCGGCCAGCAACAAGAAAACUAUUAUAAUGCUCUUCAAAAUCGCUGCAGUGCUCUGGACCGCCGGUCUAGCAUACGGAUUACCAAGCCCUGGAGAAAGCGAACAAUCAUUUGGUUACGAUUCUGGAGAGCUCGAUCCUUUACAUUGGGCAACAGAAUAUAAAACAUGCUCAGGAAAGUAUCAAUCACCAAUCGACAUUGAAGAAAAUCUUGUAACAAAAGUAAAUUUACCACUUUUACGUUUUCACAAUAUUGAUGAACUUCCCACUGGAGCAAACAUAACAAAUAAUGGACAUACAGUGGUCAUACAAUUGAAUUAUACUCAACAAGUAAUGAUCAGUGGAGGUCCACUGACGCCAACCUACAAAUUCACUCAAUUGCAUUUCCAUUGGGGUGUUAAUGAUUCAUUGGGUAGUGAAGACCUUAUUAACAACCAUAGCUACCCGAUGGAAUUGCAUAUGGUAUUUUCAAACACAGAUUAUGAUGAUGACAAAGUAGCCUUAACAAAAAGUGACGGAUUGGUUGUCUUAGCUAUGUUCUUUGAAAUAACCCAAGAGGACAAUCUCGUGUACUCAGAAAUCGUCGACUCCUUAAGUCAAAUACAUAUGCCUGAUCAAUCAACACAUUUACCAGUUGGAUUCACCAUCAGAUCCAUGUUACCCGAAUCUACCGAACACUAUUUCACGUACAAGGGUUCCUUAACUACACCACCUUGUUUAGAAGUCGUUCAAUGGAUAGAUUUCAAACAUCCUAUUAAAUUAUCUCAUAAUCAAGUUCAAGCUUUUCGUACAUUGCGUUCAAAACACGGACAAUUAACACACAAUUCUAGGCCUGUACAAGAGUUGUCGGGAAGACCAGUAUGGUAUAACGUAGGUGAUUUUGCGGCUUUGAAUAAUCCAAUUAUUGAGAAAAAUUCCGCUUCAACAAUAGGUCUUCUCAUGUCCGAUAUUCUCAUGUUAUUGGGCUGCAAACUUGCUGCACUAAUGCUAUUUUGAUUCUCCUGUUGUAUUUAAAACCAAUUUAACCAUCAACAGUCUUGUUAAAUUAUUAUGGUCCAUAUAAGGGAUAAUUAUACUAUAAAUUAAUCAAUAUGUAUAUAUACGAAAACAAAAAUUGUAUAACUAUUUAUGUGAUAGAUCUCAACAGUUUAUUCUUAGACGAUUUGUGUGUUUUACUUCUAUUUGAUGAAACAUUUUUUUUUUUUGUAUUUUACUAUUAUUUUCAUAUUAAGAAUUUUUUUAAAAAUUAUUUUACUAAUUAUUUUUGUACUAACCAUUUUAAUUACCUAUGUAAUUUUUAUGAGUUACUUGAUUUGAAGAUAACAAUCUUUGAAACAUGUUCUAAAAACAUUUUAUGUCAUUACAGAACAUUUUUCACACUUUUAAGCUAAUGAAUUUGUCUUCAAUAAAAAUGACAGCCAUAUUUUAUAAUUCCAUUGAUCACUUUAUAAAUAGCUAGAAAGUAGAUAAUUUUAAAUAUUGGUUUUGUAUUAUAAAUGUUAUAAUGUAUAUUUUUGUGGUUUAAUUUAACAAUAAUA
Rhopalosiphum maidis (corn leaf aphid) is the source of this 1815-nucleotide messenger RNA. Its product is annotated as carbonic anhydrase 2-like. Gene Ontology annotation, molecular function: carbonate dehydratase activity; zinc ion binding. Lineage: Eukaryota; Metazoa; Arthropoda; Insecta; Hemiptera; Aphididae. The transcript has 6 exons. Gene Ontology annotation, cellular component: cytoplasm. The record is from RefSeq and is a predicted model, not a curated record. The coding region runs from base 308 to 1273 and encodes 321 amino acids.